Messenger RNA from Dujonia railenensis, 771 nucleotides. Lineage: Eukaryota; Fungi; Ascomycota; Pichiomycetes; Serinales; Debaryomycetaceae. The record is from the annotation of a GenBank genome assembly.
AUGGAUUCUUUAAAACUUCCAACUGAUCCACAAAAGGCCAAGAUCUUUACAGAUUCCAAAUCAUUGUUGUUUCCAGGAGGACUUGAUAAUGAAGGAAAAGUGGUUUCCCAAAACGGUUUGAAUGGAAUAGAUGGUGGCAAUAAUAACGAUAACCUUGUUCAAAUGAAAAGUGAACCUAAAGCUAACGAUAUUAUUGAACCUCUUCAAGAAGAAGACAACGGUGCAACUUCAGGUAUAGUACCAACGUUACAAAAUAUAGUGGCAACUGUCAAUCUUGAUUGUAGGUUAGAUUUAAAAACAAUUGCCUUGCAUGCAAGAAAUGCUGAAUACAAUCCAAAACGUUUCGCUGCCGUCAUUAUGAGAAUCAGAGAACCAAAGACAACUGCUCUUAUCUUUGCUUCCGGUAAGAUGGUUGUUACUGGUGCAAAAUCUGAAGAUGACUCCAAAUUGGCAUCUAGAAAGUAUGCUAGAAUCAUUCAAAAAUUAGGUUUUGAUGCCAAGUUUACUGACUUCAAAAUCCAAAAUAUUGUUGGUUCAUGUGAUGUUAAGUUCCCAAUUAGAUUAGAAGGUUUAGCGUUUUCACAUGGUACUUUCUCGUCAUACGAACCUGAAUUAUUCCCUGGUUUGAUUUAUAGAAUGGUUAAGCCAAAAAUUGUGUUGUUAAUUUUCGUAUCUGGUAAAAUUGUUUUGACUGGUGCUAAACAAAGAGAAGAAAUCUAUGCAGCCUUUGAGGCAAUUUACCCAGUGUUGAGUGAAUUCAGGAAGUCUUAA